Molecule: messenger RNA, 1200 nt
Organism: Mixia osmundae IAM 14324
Lineage: Eukaryota; Fungi; Basidiomycota; Mixiomycetes; Mixiales; Mixiaceae
Product: glycosyltransferase family 59 protein
Exons: 7
Coding region: 49-1170 (373 amino acids)
Biological process (GO): dolichol-linked oligosaccharide biosynthetic process; protein N-linked glycosylation
Cellular component (GO): endoplasmic reticulum
Molecular function (GO): dolichyl pyrophosphate Glc2Man9GlcNAc2 alpha-1,2-glucosyltransferase activity
Source: RefSeq, a predicted model, not a curated record
UGCUCGACUGCCUUCCUACGAAGCCACAAUGUCGCGCUGGCUUGCGCAAUGCCGUUCCUUAUGUAUCGCAUCAUGCGGCUGUUGCGUAUACGGAGAACUUGGGACAAGAGCCGCGCAAAGCAACGUACAGAGGAGCCUACAGAGCCACUGGAAGCUAUCACGCUUGCCCUGUUCCCUCCACUAUACUUCUUUGCAUUCCUGUACUACACCGACAUGCUCUCGACUGCGCUCAUGCUCGGCGCAUAUGAACGCAGUCUCUCGCGUCAACAAGCUCUUGCUGCUCUGCUCGGACUAGCGUCGGUCUCAUUACGGCAAACCAACAUCGUCUGGGUCGCCUAUAUCGCAGGAUGUGCUCUCGUGCACGACCUAGAGCGACGCGAUCUCGAGUCCAUUCCGCUCGAGAGCGCCACCCUUAGCAGGAUGCCUACGAUCUUGGUCGACCUUGUCAGCACAUGUCUCCGUCGGCCGGCGACAGUGGCAAAGUUAGCCGGGCCAUUCGUCCCUGUCUUUGCUCUGUUCAUCGCUUUUGUACGGUACAACGGCGGCAUUGUGCUUGGCGACAAAGCAAAUCAUGUCGUGAUGUUUCACUUGCCUCAGUUGCUCUACUUCAGCGCCUUUACAGCAGCAUUCAAUGCGCCUCUGUUGAUCGUGCCCGUGCUGCACUUCCGGCCGUCUCGCGCAGCUCUACUCCUAGCACCGCUCGCUUGCGUGUCAAUGCUUGUGGUGGUCAGAUAUCUAACGUAUGAGCAUCUUUUCAUGCUCAGCGACAACCGCCACUAUGUCUUCUACGUGUGGCAACGCAUUUAUCAAGCUCACCCGCUAGCGCGCUACAUCAUGGUCCUUGUCUACCUACCCGCUGCUGUAUUGGUGCAUCAGAUCUCAGCUGCUGCACAAACAUGGUCAGCUCUGAGCUAUACAAUCUGGCUCUUGGCAACGACACUGGCGCUCGUGCCUACACCACUCAUCGAACCGCGCUACUACAUCCUGCCAUUCCUGGUCUAUCGAUUGCAUCUGUCACGUCCCCAGACUGCAACACGGCGUCAAUGGCAGCUUUGCCUUUUAUUCGAGACGGCAUCCUAUGUAGGCAUCAACGCGCUGACCUUGUACGUCUUUCUGUACAAGCCCUUCAAAUGGCCGUCAGAAUCAGGAUUGCAAAGGUUCAUGUUCUGAUCUGAUCAUUAACGAUGAACGAUAGACGCG